AUGGGUCCACUAGGGGAUAACCUUAAAGUAACCUUAUAUAAUCUUGAAGUCAAUUUUACUUCUUGUUUACUACCCCUUGGAUGCCUUAACGAGGACUUCUCACGACCUAUUCCGAGGGAGCAAGAUAUAUCUGGAAUCACAAUGGCAUUCUACUACGCCAAUGCCCUACACAAGCAUAACUGGCUCGGUGGGGGCGCCGCCGCUUAUGUCUAUCACGUCAGCCCAACGAUUGCAGUGAAGACCAUCCGCCUCGACCUGAGCGAUCGGGAAAAGGAGUCGUUAGAAGAGCACCAGUUGACCAAGGACAUAGCGUUUUACAAGCUACUCAAUGAGCGUCAAGACCGUUGCCCACAUAUAGUUGAAUGCUUCCUGAUACUCCCCGACCAUCUAUUUCUAUCAUUCUGCUCGAGCGGGGCAAUAGGAAAGCGAUACUAUGAGCGUCAAGAGCGAGAAAACGACCACCUCUUCGGUCGACUGCUACGGCUUACCUCUGCUCUGGAGUACGUGGAAAAGAUGGGCUACUGUCACAACGACCUGAGGCCAGGCAACUAUCUUCUAGAUGCAAGGCUAAAUUUAAAACUGACUGACUUUGGCUGUGCGACCACCAUCGGCCAGUACCUGGAGUAUACCGGAGCGCCGUGGGCGGCGAGGUUAUCCGGUGGUCCGCUGCAGGGCACUUUUGGGCUCUGCUCUGCUAGGACGGAGCAGUUUGCUCUUGGGUCGAUGGUGUAUUUCCUGGUGUAUGGUCACGAGCCGCAUGAGGAGAAGAACCUUGAAAGACCAGAGCUUAUUCGGCGAUUCGAUAAGAUGGAACUGCCUGAGCUGGACAGUCAUGAGGUCUUUGACGGGCUGAUAUGGGGGUGUUGGUAUAAUGUGUAUCCUACCAUGGCAUUGGCGGCGUAUGACUUUAAGCGAAAGACCAAGGACAUUGUGUCAGUCGUAGGGCGUAAGGAGGACGAACCAGAAGCCAUGACUAUCAAUGACCGGGCGAAGGAGACGAGAAUUUGCGAGGGUCUGGUUCGCAAGGGGAUACUGGGAGCAGAACUGGCGUUUCGCUUCCAGCCGUUGUGGUGGAGGUAUCUACAUGCCACGAGGAGCCGUUUCAUCUCGCAGUGGCACUUCCUGAUGGGCCUGCUGGGGAAUAUCCGGCGCUGGCUACCACUCUGA
Messenger RNA from Trichophyton benhamiae CBS 112371, 1167 nucleotides. RefSeq lists its product as uncharacterized. The record is from RefSeq and is a predicted model, not a curated record. Gene Ontology annotation, biological process: protein phosphorylation; intracellular signal transduction. Lineage: Eukaryota; Fungi; Ascomycota; Eurotiomycetes; Onygenales; Arthrodermataceae. The transcript has 2 exons. Gene Ontology annotation, molecular function: protein serine/threonine kinase activity; ATP binding. The coding region runs from base 1 to 1167 and encodes 388 amino acids.